This is a messenger RNA of Cokeromyces recurvatus, 425 nucleotides long. RefSeq lists its product as uncharacterized. The record is from RefSeq and is a predicted model, not a curated record. Lineage: Eukaryota; Fungi; Mucoromycota; Mucoromycetes; Mucorales; Mucoraceae. Bases 151 to 366 code for a protein of 71 amino acids. The transcript has a single exon.
UUUUUCAUGAUUGCUGAAAUAGAAAAACUGAGUGAAAAUGGUAAUGACCCAAAAAAAAAUCAAUAUGAACACCUCUGUCAGGGUUUAAAUUCCAAGCUUCUUCGUGCAUGUCGUCCUAAUAUGAUCAUCGAUCCAAUUCUUUGACUGCCCAUGACGAAUACGGAAAGAAGUCAAGCCCUCCGCUGGCGCCUCGGUUGGCUACCUGGUUGGUAUACCUCGUCCAUGUCCCCUACCAUUACCCUUCUCAAAACGUUUAGUCGUACUCAUUCCAUUGAGUGUCUAUCUACAUAUGCACCAUCGACUCCAAAUGCCAAGAACGGUCACAGAGACCCACUCUCCUUCCUGCUGAACCAACCAACCAACUAAAAAGCUAAAACGCUCACAGGAUGUGACUCCCUAGACAAUCCGUUGGUCAUCUAUUUGUA